This is a messenger RNA of Suillus plorans, 861 nucleotides long. RefSeq names its product 50S ribosomal protein L30e-like protein. Lineage: Eukaryota; Fungi; Basidiomycota; Agaricomycetes; Boletales; Suillaceae. Gene Ontology annotation, cellular component: ribonucleoprotein complex. Gene Ontology annotation, biological process: ribosome biogenesis. Bases 1 to 861 code for a protein of 286 amino acids. The transcript has 4 exons. The record is from RefSeq and is a predicted model, not a curated record.
AUGCUGAUUCGUUCUCGUCUCAAUGACCAGCCCCCCAAAGUCAAGGCCGGUUCCCGCAAGAAGCCCGCACCCGCACCAGGUGCUGCUGGCAAAGCUGCAAAAAUCACAAAAAAUCCUCUCUUCGAGGCAAAGCCGAAGAACUUUGGCAUUGGCCAACAUAUUCGUCCUAAGACCGAUCUCACUCGCUUUGUCAAAUGGCCCGAGUACAUCCGCCUUCAACGCCAGAAGGUCAUUCUUUCUCAACGCCUGAAAGUUCCUCCUGCUAUUGCCCAGUUCUCCCACACUCUGGACAAGACCACUGCUACACAGCUUUUCAAGCUCCUCAACAAGUACCGCCCGGAGAGCAAGGUCGAGAAGAAAGAGCGUCUCGAGGCCCUAGCCAAAGCUGCCGCUGAGGAAAAGGAACCUGCCAAAGUUAUUGAUAUAGAUGAUCUACAGGACAAGAAACCUCUUUUCGUCAAGUACGGUUUGAACCACUGCGUCGCUCUCAUCGAGGCGAAGAAGGCGUCCCUCGUAAUCAUUGCUCACGACGUCGACCCCAUUGAGUUGGUUGUCUUCCUUCCCGCUCUUUGUCGCAAAAUGGGUGUCCCCUAUGUCAUCGUCAAGGGCAAAGCCCGUCUGGGCACUGUGGUUCACAAGAAGACCGCCGCCAUUCUCACUCUCCAAGAUGUCAAGAGCGAAGACCAGCGCGAGCUUGCAACCCUCGUCAGUGCCGCCAAAGCCAACUUCACUGACAAGUACGAAGAUCAACGCCGUCACUGGGGUGGUGGUCUCCGUGGAUACAAGUCCACUCAAAUGAUGCGCAAGCGCGCAAAAGCUGCUGGUCUGGACUCCAAGGCUGCUGCUCUUGGCAAGCUGUAA